Messenger RNA from Suillus fuscotomentosus, 252 nucleotides. RefSeq lists its product as uncharacterized. NCBI's taxonomy places the organism in Eukaryota, Fungi, Basidiomycota, Agaricomycetes, Boletales, Suillaceae. The annotation marks the transcript as partial. Gene Ontology annotation, biological process: nucleotide-excision repair; mismatch repair. The record is from RefSeq and is a predicted model, not a curated record. Gene Ontology annotation, cellular component: nucleotide-excision repair factor 2 complex; XPC complex; nucleus. The transcript is spliced from 3 exons. Gene Ontology annotation, molecular function: single-stranded DNA binding; damaged DNA binding.
CAGGAAGACAUGCAAGCCUUACACGCAUGGUCCCAGAUGAAUUUUUACAAGACCAAGCCAGUCAUUGACGGAAAAGUUCCUAAGAACGAUUUUGGGAAUAUCGAUCUGUAUAUUCCGUUGAUGCUCCCUGAAGGUAGUGUUCAUAUGAAUCGAAGAGCUAUCCCGAUAAUUGAGGGAAUUGUCGUUGCCGAGGAGAAUAAAAUUAUCAUAGUGGAGGGUUAUUUGGAAGCCGAAAAUGACGCAGAAGAGAAA